GCCUGUAGCCAGAAGGGGGCGCUGUGUCCGUUUCACAGUUGUCACCCUUUCUCUUGAUGAGUAAACCCCGCUGCCAUCUUUAGCAAAUAACUUCGUUACACUGUUUGUGCGUCUGUCAGCCAGUGUGUGUGCGCGCUCGCCAUGUUUUUUUUUUAUUUUUAUUUUUAUUUUUUACGUCAAACUAUAUCGUUAAAUCUUUCCUCUGCUCUUCAGGAUCCAUACUAAUUGGAUGGCUGUCAGUUUUGACAGGAGUACCCCAGAUUAAACGGGUUCAGGCAGGAGAGGCCAUUAAGUGGACACAGUGCAUUGAUAUAUGUAGGCUAUACUCUGAAGAGAAAGUGACAGACACAGCACACUUAAUUGACUUCUAAUUGCUCAAAGGCGGGGAGAAGCCUUCCAUGUUGGGCACCAAAAAAAAGCAGGGAAGAUGGGCCGUUUCUGCUCACGAAUCUGUUGAAGUGGGGUCGGAAUGUCCUCAAAGAAAACUGAUCCGGAUUCAUUUUAAGAUAGUCGUUUUUUUCUUUUUAAUUAAUUUAUAUCUCUACAGUUUUCUCCUUCGUAAACAGGGGCACGGUUAGGGCGGUUUCAUCCCCCUCAGCCGCGCAAAAACUCUCUUCUGUGGAGCAAAGUUAAUUGCGCUUGUAAGGUAAAAUGCCGGCUGGGCAGAGAGUGACAGCGGGCAAAAGGCCACAUGAAGUAUGGCUGCGCAAUUAGGCAGCUGUUACGCACUGAGUCUGAAGGAGCGGGGGGGGGGCGCCACGUGAAGCAUAAAACUCCACAAUGUAUUGAUUAUUUAAUGUGUCAAAAUGUUCCCUUUAUAUUAAAAUUCAUAUCACGUCAUUUAGCAGUUUAAAAAAAAGAAGCAGGUUGCCAAUCCAUCUCCAUUACUGAGUAAAAUAAUCUCUCAGCUCUCUCAGUAAGAUCAGCCAGUACACUGUGACGUGUUUCCGUGCAAGGUGCUCAUUAAGAGAGACGUUUGGUUUCUCUGACGUGUGUAUCAGUCCUCUGACGGCACUCCCCCCCCCCCCUUUAUAAGCCUCGGUAACUCACCCGGGAGACCUCCACCAACAUCUCAUUUAACUGUUCCUGGCAGUGCAAAGGGCGGACGAGGCUCUUAAUAAACCGUCGGACUGUUCUGCUCGCCGUUCCCUGCCUCGGGUGGCCCCUUCACAUGACUCUAGAAACACUUGAGGUCUCCAUGCCCUCCCGUUCCUAGCGGAAGACCGGUGCGACAAUGACCAUCCAUGUAGAGGGGCUUGUGGCUAUCGCGGUCUUCUAUCUCCUGAUCCUGUUCGUGGGGAUCUGGGCGGCAUGGAAGAACAAACACUCCGGGGAGGCGGAGGGCACCGACCGCAGCGAAACCAUCAUGGUCGGAGGGAGAGACAUCGGGUUAUUUGUCGGUGGAUUUACCAUGACAGCGACCUGGGUUGGAGGAGGAUACAUCAAUGGCACAGCUGAGUACGUGUAUCUACCGGACUAUGGCUUGGCCUGGGCACAAGCUCCGUUUGGAUAUGCCCUCAGUCUUGUCGUGGGUGGUCUCUUUUUUGCUAAACCCAUGCGCUCACGAGGUUACGUCACCAUGCUGGACCCGUUCCAGCAGCUGUAUGGGAAACGCAUGGGCGGCCUCCUCUUCAUACCAGCACUCAUGGGUGAGAUCUUCUGGUCCGCUGCCAUCUUAUCUGCCCUUGGUGCUACUCUGAGUGUCAUCGUGGACAUCAACAUUAAGAUGUCAGUGAUCAUCUCUGCACUCAUUGCAAUCUUUUACACCCUGGUUGGAGGACUUUACUCUGUGGCCUACACAGAUGUUGUGCAGCUCUUCUGCAUCUUUGUCGGCCUGUGGAUCAGCGUCCCCUUCGCUUUGACCAACACUGCGGUGUCAGACAUCACUGUUACUGCAGUGAAGCAGGUGUACCAGUCACCCUGGAGAGGCAGCAUCCACAAGAGCGAUACCUGGGUCUGGAUCGACAACUUCUGCCUCCUGAUGCUUGGAGGAAUACCCUGGCAGGUGUAUUUCCAGCGAGUCCUGUCUGCUUCCUCGGCUACCUACGCUCAGGUCCUCUCCUUCCUGGCUGCUUUCGGGUGCCUCAUCAUGGCUGUGCCCUCCGUUCUCAUCGGGGCCAUAGGGGCCUCCACAGACUGGAACCAGACAACGUAUGGUGCCAUUCCUCCUAAAAAUAAGAACCAAGCAGACAUGAUCCUGCCCAUCGUUCUCCAACACCUUUGCCCACCAUUCGUCUCUUUUUUCGGGCUGGGUGCAGUGUCCGCAGCCGUCAUGUCAUCUGCAGACUCUUCCAUCCUUUCAGCAAGCUCCAUGUUUGCAAGGAACAUCUACCAGCUCGCCUUCAGACAAUCAGCUUCUGACCGUGAGAUCGUUUGGGUGAUGCGUAUCACCAUCUUUGUGUUUGGUGGCCUUGCCACCUUGAUGGCACUAGUAACCGGGACAGUUUAUGGCCUGUGGUACCUGAGCUCAGACCUGGUUUACGUCAUCAUCUUUCCCCAGCUGCUCAGCGUCCUCUUUGUCAAAGGCACCAACACGUAUGGCUCGGUGGCCGCCUACCUGUUCGGUAUGGUGCUGCGCAUAGGUGGAGGUGAACCCUACCUGCGAUUGCCUCCUUUCAUUUACUACCCUGGCUGGACCACUGAGUUGCGGAUGGACAACAUGACUGGAGAAAUGGAGGAAGUUGUCAUCCAGAAAUUCCCCUUCAAGACCAUUUCAAUGCUCGCCUCCUUCGUGGGAAACGUUGCUUUCUCCUACCUUGCAAAGUACCUGUUUGAGAGCGGCAAGAUUUCGCACAAAUACGACUUUCUCGACGCAGUGGUGUCCAAGCACAGCGGAGAGAUUAUGGAUAAGACAACGCUUGUAAGUCGUGGCAACAACAUCGGGCUGUCGGAGAUGGCGCCUGUCAAACCGCGGCUGAGCGUGACCUUGACGGCCGCCUUCACGCGCCGUGACACGCUGCCGACUGAAACAGUGGAAGAAGAGGAGGAGUCCAGCCCUGACUCCUCUCACCAUGAUGAAGAAUGACAAACUCAAAGUGUGACUUGUGACAGAGAACAGGUCACUCUGUUAGAAACUCCAAAAAGAAGUAACAAUUAAGAGACAACAAGCAACCGUCCUCCCUCUGGACUAUAAAGUACCACAUCCUGCUUGUGGUGAUUGGAUAACAGCCAAUUGUCAGGAUAUGUACUGUAGUGUAGCAGCUUGCUGAUUGUCUGGAUAUGAAGUUGAAAUACAUCAAAAAAAAAUACACACAUACACUCUUAUAGAUAGUUCUUAUAGAUAGUUGGGUGUACUGUAUAUUCAUCAUUUUUUGAACUGGUUUGUAGAUACUUUACGAAAACUUUGUUCAGUGACUUUUUUUCAGUUUGUUUAAGUCCUUUUAUGUCAUUAACGAAAAGGCAGAUCAGGAUGCAGAUGAGAUAAGAUAAGCUGCACAUCGAGGAAAUAUUCGAUCAGAAAUAUGACAAGGAAUUAAACAGUUACAGGUACUUUAUAAGCAGCGACUUACAGCACACCCAUAAUUUGGAAGGAGUUAUUUAUUUAGCAAGUAUGUACCAAGUAGAUAAAAGCAAUAACACACACAUACACACACACACGUUGAACACAGCGAUAAUUAUGAAAAUCAGAUUGUGAGAGAGUGAAAGUGAAAUAAAUCAGCAACAGGAAAUGAUGGAGAGAAGGAAAUUUUCAAACUUCAGUCCGUCAUAUCAAGCCAGUUAUUUUAUGUCACAUGUAACCAAAUUCACAUUUGUAGCACUGAAUUAACUAUAAUGUCAUUAAGAGAAAUAUACUCAGUGACUUAUAAGUCAACAACUGACACUGAUUUUGUUUCAUACAGUUUUUGACAGGCAAUCAUUUCUCUCAUCUACGUUAUUAUUAUUAAUGAUCACUGACUCAAGAGGGAAACAAUCCAUGUAUCACGCUGAGUAGAAAAUAUACAAGCAGUAGUGAUGGUAGUUGACUUGAAGCAUUAAUUAAUGUUCUCUUUAAUGUCAGUUUUAAUCAUAAGAAAUCAGUGUAAAUUAGUGUUCAAAGUUUAAAGUUGUGUAUUUUAACUGCCUUAAUGAAACCUGUGAGAAAAGAUACAUUUAAUGUCCACAGUUGUGACUGGACUUUGGUCAAACUGCAGCGAACAAAGACUUGAAUAUGAAUGUAACCUCAACAAAAAGAUCUAAUUAUAUCAAGUAGUGUACUUUCAACUGCUGUUUGUGAAUAUUUUUUGUUUGUGACUUCGCAAAGCCAAACAAUAACUGUUGCAGAACAAAGCGGUUCUGAUUUACAAUUCUGUUCUUUGUUGUUCACAGCAGUGUACAGAUUAUUUUCUCUGUGUUGUGUGUUUGUAUGAAUAUGGAGAAAAAAGAUCUAUAGAUUACAGAUAAUGCUGGUUAAAAUUUAUUCACAUAAGAUGGAGAGGAUUCUGUCUAAAUGUUUAUUUAUUUUUGAUGUUAUAAAAGAUGAAACAAUAAAAAAAGAAGAAAUUAUUU
Molecule: messenger RNA, 4485 nt
Organism: Scatophagus argus
Lineage: Eukaryota; Metazoa; Chordata; Actinopteri; Scatophagidae
Gene: slc5a7a
Product: solute carrier family 5 member 7a
Exons: 9
Coding region: 1235-3025 (596 amino acids)
Biological process (GO): acetylcholine biosynthetic process; neuromuscular synaptic transmission; transmembrane transport
Cellular component (GO): dendrite; perikaryon; synapse
Molecular function (GO): choline:sodium symporter activity
Source: RefSeq, a predicted model, not a curated record